Girardinichthys multiradiatus is the source of this 3953-nucleotide messenger RNA. Its product is annotated as E3 ubiquitin-protein ligase RNF216-like. The record is from RefSeq and is a predicted model, not a curated record. NCBI's taxonomy places the organism in Eukaryota, Metazoa, Chordata, Actinopteri, Cyprinodontiformes, Goodeidae. The transcript has 17 exons. Bases 437 to 3610 code for a protein of 1057 amino acids.
AUCUUGACUUCUGUCAGCUAACUAGUUACCCUUCUAGCUAGUUAGCCAGGCAUGCUAAUACACAUUCAGCAACGCCAUCGAGAGAGCGGAAAAAAUUGACGAUCAGCGACAUAUUUGUUUUUAAAAUCCUCCGUCUGACCUUUCUUUGUGCUGUAGCUGCGUCGGACCCGGUGUCAGGGCGAUUAACCCAGCGCAGCUGCUCGGAGCAACUAUAGCAACACUGUCAGCUUCUGCUGUUAGCGAGUAAUGUUUAAUUACACGUGAGAUUUAGAUUGAUUUAAAACAUAUUUGGUCGGGUGCUGGACGAGCAUAGCCGCACCGACGGGGCAAAGCUAACAGAAAUGUACGGAAAUGUUAAUCAUGGAUUAGAUGCGUCUGACUGGGCAGUGACUGUCAGUGUGAGCUGAUUCAGGGAGCUGGUUAGUGCUGUUUCACCAUGGCAGAUGGAAAUGAUGACGACGUCAUCCUCCUGGCCAGCUUCAACGUGCACCGUAGCCAAGGCUCUCGUGCGGGUCAGAAGGAGCUCAUCACCAUUUCAGAUGACUCAGAUGAGGAGCCUGUGACUUUUUUACCCGGCAGUCCUGUUUUAGUCCCCGAUGAUGCAGAUGAUGACGACAUCAGUAUAUUAGAGCUACCAACUCCUGCACGACGAAAUAUAAUUCGCCAAGCAGCCAAAUGGAGCGGGAUUUCAUGCAACGUUGGAGGUGAAAGCAGCACCAUUGCUACUGCUGGGGACUCUGGCUCUGUUCCCUCUACCUCCAGAGACACCAGGAUAAACCAACCAGCCAUACCCACAGGGACUGCAGCGCCCCCUGUCCCAUCUUCGCAUGCACAGCCUCAACCAAAGCAUCACACGUACACGCGGCAUCGGGACACCACGUCAGCUCGUUCUGCCUCCACAACUGCCAUUGCCAUGCCAUCCGGAACAGCCGCAAUCGUUCAGGUUCAGCCGAGCACAUCUGGACCGUCGCAGCCCCCCGCAGGCUCCUCGGCGCAUUUACCGGAGCGUCAGGCAACCACCUCUGCCAGUGCAACACGACACACCAGUGCAGUUGCGGUGGUUGCAACAUCUUCCACUGCUAAGCCUCUAGAAACGCCGAGUACAAGUGGACGACCAGUAACAGAAAGUACUCAGGCCAGGGCUUCAUUGGCACACGUUCAAUCUCACGCAUGGAAACAGCCUCAGCCUGGUACGUCUACACCGAUCCAGGCCAGUGGAGCCACAUCUACACAGCUCCAGCUCAUCCAGGUCAGGAUGGUUCUUCCACAGCAGCCAAGCAUCCAGGCUUCUGCUUUAAUAACCCAGCCUCAGCUGCAGCAUAGGCCCACGAACCUGGUGCAGCCCCUGUCGCACAAUCAAAUGCAGGGCAAUCUCAUUCAGAUUGAGCCGCAACCCCUGGCCCAGGCCCCCGCCCAGCCCGCAGCUCGGCCCGCUCAGACACCUCAGGUCAUACCAGUCAUCCCACCCGCGGUUUUAAUCGCAGCUGCCCCAGAGAGAUUAGGUCCUCCCGAGGCAGGUCACCGGAUUAUCCUGGGGAGCCAGGUGCCUGUGGAGGCUGUUCCCAAUCCCCCGCUGCAGGCCUUUGCUGUGGCUCUGUCUGCCCACGGCCACAAUAUCAGGCAGCCUAACCCCCCAGUGCCCCACAAUAGAGGAGAGGCCAGGCUCAUUUUAGCACCAAAUCCCGAACAAGUAAAUCCAGCCCCUGCUCUGGUGGCAGUACCCCCUGCACCCGAGGCCAUUCCACAAAUAGAGGACGCCAGACCCGGACCCUCGGCACCACAGGAAAGACCAGAUCAGCAGCCACAUGUUAGAGCCCUCAUCACUGGUGUUCUGGAUCUAUUCCCAGAUGUCCAAGAAGCGUAUGUAGCAGAACUGAUCCUAAGGAAUAAUGUGAAAGACUUGAAUGUGAUCUGUAACCUGCUGCUGGAGAAUCCAGAGUAUCCGAGGAGGGAGACAGCUGCAGCCGCUGCAGUUCCCACCAGUAUCCUACUGGAGUCAGGGGACACCCAGGCAGAGGUGACUGAGGACCUCUUUGAUUAUGCCAGGCUGAGCACAGUAGGGCCCGAGGUAAUCAUGCAGGCUGCUGACCUGCUGAUGGCGGACUUCAGGAUGCUCAGCUGUCAGGACAUCAAAUGGGCCCUGAACGCCCUGAAGGGACACUAUGCAAUCACACGCAAGACCUUAUGUGAAGCCCUGAAGAAGUGGCAGGAAUCUGGUGACCCAUCUGGAAAGAGACGACGGAGCAGGACCUCCUCGGAGCGCUGCUACAUUGAUUUUCACUUUCAGCACGGGUCCUUCAAGUUGGACAGAAGGAUGUAUUUUUUGGAGAACGACCGACGCUACUGCAGGACGUACAACAACUUGGAAAGUUCUGUGCAGAAGGAGCUGUCAUUCUAUCAGCGGAAGGCCAAGGAAUGGGCCGAGCAUGAAGACUUCCUCCUUGCUCUGCAGGUCAAUGAAGAUGAAUAUAAGAAGGACGGUCAACUGAUCGAGUGUGGCUGCUGCUUCGGAGAGUUUGCCUUUGAGAAGAUGACACAGUGCUCCGACGGACACCUGUUCUGCAAAGAGUGCCUGCUUAAAUACGCUCAGGAGGCAGUGUUUGGCUCCGGAAAGUCGGAGCUGAGCUGCAUGGAGGACGGCUGUCCGUGCUCGUACCCCAUGUGUGAGCUGCAGAAGGUCCUUCCUGAUAAUAUUCUGUGUAGAUACAACGAGAGGCAAGCCGAGGAGGCGGUGGCAGCCACAUGUGCUGAUGAAUUAGUUAGGUGUCCGUUUUGUAACUUUCCAGCCCUGUUGGACAAAGACAUGUCUUUGUUUAGCUGCCCCAACCCUCGCUGCCGCAAGGAGAGCUGUAGGAAAUGUCAUGUCCAGUGGAAGCAGCAUGUGGGAAAAACCUGUGAGCAGGUCCUGGAGAGAGACGAGAUUCGAAUGAGAGUGCUGUUUGAGGAGCGCAUGACAGCAGCCCGUGUGAGGAAGUGCGUGAAGUGCGGGACGGGGCUGGUGAAGUCAGAGGGCUGCAAUCGGAUGUCGUGCCGCUGCGGCAGCUUUAUGUGCUACCUGUGCCGAGAGCCCAUCACGGGCUACAACCACUUCUGCCAGCACGCCCGCUCCCCCGGUGCCCCCUGCCGACACUGUCGCAAGUGCUCGCUCUGGACUGACCCCACGCAAGACGAUGAGCGAAUCAUUCAGGAGAUCCAGAAGGAAGGUGAAGCUGAGCUGAGUAAGAAGUGUGCAGAUAAUUCGGGGAAGAGGGUUGGCCUGCCAUCGGAGGUCACCACCGAUGCUAAACGGCCACGAGUGGGUCCCCCCCCAGAAAACCCACCCCAACCGAACGCCCCGCUCCCAGCUCCUCAACCUCCUCAAGCGGUACAAGCCCCCCUGUUCGUCCCUCCACGUGCUCGCUACCACCCGCCAGCCCCCCCACAGGGCCGGAUAUACCACCAGAUCAUCAUACCUCGGCUGCCCCCGGCACCUUAUGUGCCCCCGCUGCAACACCUGCCCCCCCUGAACAAUAAUAACCAGCACAACCACAACCCGCCCUUCAACCCCCACCACAACAUGGACCUGCCCAUGCACUAUGGACCCCCACCACACUACUACAGACGCUACUAACACUGUGUGGUGAGUGUGCCACUUGUUCAAAUGCAAACACUACUUUAUAGCCAAGCUUGUCACAUUAGAGCUUUCAUUUCUGAUGAACAAAUCCUCUCUUGCAUAACAAACACUGAAAUCAAAACUGCAUUUAUGGGGAAAUUAGGAGACAUCUGCGCUCUUUGCCUUCUGCUAAUUGUUGGAGCUCAAUAUUCAAGAGGAUGUUCCCUUUUUUCAUCUUUUUCUCUUUACAGACCCAAACAGAACGGAUGGACAGCUGAGAAUUGAGGCAAUUUAUGUCUGGUUUAUACAGAUAUUUUGAGUAAUAAAAAUGUAUAAAAGGAAAAUAAAUCAUUGAAACUAG